This is a messenger RNA of Macrobrachium nipponense, 7085 nucleotides long. RefSeq names its product puratrophin-1-like. The record is from RefSeq and is a predicted model, not a curated record. Gene Ontology annotation, molecular function: guanyl-nucleotide exchange factor activity. The coding region runs from base 608 to 5785 and encodes 1725 amino acids. NCBI's taxonomy places the organism in Eukaryota, Metazoa, Arthropoda, Malacostraca, Decapoda, Palaemonidae. The transcript is spliced from 23 exons.
UGACUGGCAUGGAGCGAGUCAGUGUAUCUCGAACUGUGUGAUCGGAAAGCUAUGCGCCAUAUCCUUCGAAGGAGUGGAUGACUUGAUUGCCUGUUUUUAAUCGAUCCAAGUGUGUGAUAUUAUUAACUCCGGUGCUAUUAAUUGAAGAUUAUCAUUCCCUCUGAACCCCUGUAUUCACUGUUGAUAUCGCCGAUGCUCAGUGGUUGAAUUUAAGCCAUUGUUACAAGUUUAUUAUUUCCUCUGGGCUUAGACCAACUUGCUUGCAGUAACUUGAACUCUCGACUUCUGUUUACCUGGAUGAAAUGUUUUGACUGAAUUCAGUUUCCAGGUAUGAGCGCACCUUCGCUUUUGUUGGGUUACCGUGUAAACAAAUGAGUAAAUCAAGAAAUUCAUUUUGAUAUGGGUCCUAGAAUGUGAGAGAGAAUCAUCAUCGCUCCGCACUUCGAAAAAAACCCCCGAGCGUCGCAUAAUGACCCCCUCGUGACUCCUCUCAGUAGUUUCUACGACACACAUUCUAUAAGUAUUCGUUAACUGUAAACUCUUCGUUGAUGCGAAAGCUAAAAACAGCGCAUUGUACAUCAAUGAAGAGGAAAAAAUAUCAGUAACUAUGUCUGAAAGUGCCCAGAGUUCCCCCCGUCAGGAUCCUGCCGAUCUGACCCUAAUCCUGAGGAAAAUCAGGGAGGUUCUGGAAGAUCGCAAAUACCGAAGGAAAACCUUCGAUAGCAAGGAUGCCUUGACCAGCGCCCCCAUUGCUCCCGACGAGGACGAUGACGGAGAGCUGUCGUCGACCGAGGGCAACGGGAAUCUAGAUGACGUGAAGGAGGCCUUUGGCGCUUGCCAGACCAUUGAAUGGAAGGAGCAGGAGUAUCGCUACCUGAGGUCGAAGGUCAUGGGCCAUCGCAGGAGGGACACGAUCAGUGGAUCGAGCUCUGCAUUGCUGGGAGCGUCCACGAUACCAGCCGUCCAUAAGCUGCUGUUGCGGUCUCUGUCCACCCCAAAUGCCCCGCAGUUGGCAAACUGCACCUACAAAACCUUCCUGAGACAACGGAGGUCAUCCUUGGCCCAAGAGAUUGAGUCGCCGACUCGGGAAAUGUGUGGUUGUGGCGGUCCGAGGGACGCGAAGCCCAGGCGACGCAAGAGCGGAGUCUCCUCCAGAGGGAAGCUGCCCUUUGAGAGCGACGCUAGUCCCACCGCCAGCCCUCGUUGGGAGAACCCGAUGCCAGUGUGUGCCAAAAUUAUCAGCAAUGUCAAAUCGAGUGCCUGGUCCUCGAGGGAAUCUCUCCUCUCUAUUCCCUCGAGGAGGAGUCUGGAAUCGAGCGAGGAGGACGUCCGGAGUGUCAUAUUGAAUCCUAGCAUUGUAAGUGAAGCUUGUGAUAACGAUAGUAAGAUAAGCAACGGAAUCGCGAGGUCAGUGUCCGAGGAGACUCUUAAGUACCACCAAGAGAACAAUUCCACCGAGUGUCUGUCCCUCCAGAGUGACGGCGGCGGUGGUGGGGGGAGUGGGUCCCGGGCGGACACGCCGAAAAGGGAAUGUGAAGGUGGCCAUGCUCUGGGCGAUGUAUGCCACAGUUGCGUGGCAGCAGCUAGGUCUACUACUACCUCUUCCUCCAACCAGGACGAUUCAGGGGGGCUGGGUGGGGGCGAGUCCGCGAGUCCUACGCCCACCCUGGUCAGCAGCAUCUUUGAUUCUAUUCCGCACAUUGAUUCUUCGUCGGAAGACGAUGAUGAAGGAGGCAACAACGUUAGCAAAGCAUCCUCGUCGUCGUCAUCUCCCGUCAAAACAGGCUGUGGAGAACAGCCGCAAAAGAAGGGAGACGCAGGAGACGCGGCGAACAAAACGACAGCAUCCAGUUUUGUUCCCGAAUACCCGCCGCUGUGCCAACCCGAGGAGGAUUUAUACGCCAACGAGUGGCAGAUUGCGACAGCGCGACGUGCAAUUGUAGUGCAGGAAUCGAGCGGACUCUCCGACGACGACGAUGAGGAAGAUGCUGAUGACGAAGACCCCUGCAUUAACAUCCCAUCCCCGAGGGGAAUUAGUGACCCCGUCAGGAGCUACACCAGUCCCGCCCUUAGCGUGAAUGACGUCGUUGUACCUGCAGCGCCUACAGGCGGAGUCUGCAAGGACGGCUCGCAGGUCGUUGAAGUGUUGAAGUGCUGGGACGCGACGCUUCCCCAUUGGCUGGCCAAGUGCUGCGGCGGGCAGGGAGCACAUUGUGCCCAGAUACCCACCACCCUCACCCUCGAAGGCUCAUCGCCCUCGUCCCCCUCAAGGAGCAGCAAUGCUCGUCCUCAGAGGCACCUCCUUCUCAUUCCGGCCGCCCACCUAAUCCAACACAGUCACCAUUUGAAGUUCCUGAAGGAGGCCGUACGAGACGUGAAGUGCCAAGUUUGCAUCGUGAGCACUUCCCCUUCAGAAGCAGAGGCCUCUCGCGCAGUCCUUCAGAGGGAAGCUCUUCAGCAAUUCGAAGUGCUGAGUCAGCAUGAAUUGUCCGAAAGAGUUUCGAGUGAUCAACUUACGUCUUUCUUUGGAGGCACACUGGAGUAUGACCAUUCUUCAUGGCGAUCCAUCUGUAACAUCCGCGAUGAAUUACUAAAGGAACUGAGCUCCUGCGCCGUCCUUCUGGAAGCAAGCGUACGGACGUAUGGAACUCCUUCCUCUGUGUCACUAGGGUCCUUGCCUAAUCUGAACCACCCUCGACGUCCCUCUACAUCGCUCGACCCUUCUGCUCCCGACAGGUCGUCAGACGCCGACCUUCAGGAGACCCGGAAGUCCUUGUCUAGUGCCAAAGCUCUUCUGAGGCAGAUGGACAGCCAGUGCCAAAAAUUGAAUGGGGUUGGUUUGGCCAGGUCAUGGCUGGGCGAGUGCUCUGAGCUUAUCCACAGGGUCGAAAUGCUCCUUGACCUUUUGCUGAGCCAGAGAGCGUCAGAUUCCCAUCGACAGAAGAUGUAUCAGCGGGAGGCCAACUCGGUAGUAACUUGGUUACUUGGCCGGGGCGAGGAGACCCUCGCUCGCCACCAGACCUUAGCAGACACACUAACGGGCAUCACCAGGCAGGAGACAGAGUUCCUUAAGUUCUACUCCGUUGCAAUGCGUCAUCUGGAGAAGGGCGGGUCCCUUCUGCAGGAGGCAGCGGCCACGGGUGAGACUGACAACAGUGUGAGGGAGCUAGCCCGGGCUCUCCAUCUCCACCUUACCCAGUUCACCGAAAGGCUCCACCACACCAGAGAUCGCCUGGAGGAUACGGCUCGGUGCUACCAUCUCCUGGAUAAGGCCUACGAAUGGGCGCUAGAAGCCAUGAAGGUAGUAGGGCGUGUGAAGAGCGAGGGGUUGGCAUCACCUGAACAGGUGGGAGCUGCCGCUCGCGCCCUCACUACCUACCUGGAGGAACAUCCACCAAUACCUGAAGACACCUUCACCGCCAUGAAUGCCUUAGCAACUAACCUCAACAAUCAUACACUCCUGCAACAGUGCAAGAUGGCUCAGGUUCGAUGUCAAGAAACAAACGAGCUUCUCCGUAGUCGACAGGCGGUACUUCAGAAAGCCAAACGCCAAAUGGAAUUCGACUGCCAGAGCUUUGUCGAUUUAGGUGAGGUUCUGGGAGGCGGGGAGGAGAUGUCACCAUUGGCCUGGCUGGCAUGUUCCCCUCUGAAUGCCUCCGGCCGACGAAGAUCCGUCUCCUCUGUAAGUUCAAGACCCAGGGAGUCUCUAUCCAGAUGCCCUUCACUCGACACGGACGACGAUUCAGUAUUCCUAGAUCCUCCACCGCCUCCACCACCCUCUAAGAUCCCUCUGGAAGGUCGCACAAGUUUGGGUGGAAUCAAGGAAGUUCGCGAGAGUGCUGAAGACCUCCAGCAGUCAGCGUCAUCGCCCAACAACACCAUGCAGAAGCAUCCUUCGUCCACACCAUCGGGCACAGCAACUUCCUCCUCAGGUUCCAGCGGGACGAGUGGGACGAGUUCGUGCUCCUCGAGUGAUAGCUCCGGUCCCAUCAGCAUCAAUAACAAGUUCAUGAAGAGGAGCAGCACUUGGCAGUAUGGCAUUGUGCCCAAGGAACAUUCAGAUGAAAACUCAGGCCUUGAUGAUGGCGUUCCCCUGUCACCAACCAGUGCUAAGAGCAUUCCAUCGUUUUCGGUGAAUUCUCAUCUACUGAUACGUGGUUCGCAACUCAAUCUCUCAUUUAACACGGACGAAUUAUCGCAGGAAGAAGUAAAAAAGAGCAAGACAUUGCUCAUGAUAAUGAGAGAACUUAUCCAGACAGAGAGGGACUAUGUCAGUUCUCUGGAAUACAUAAUAGAGAACUACAUCCCUGAGCUGAUGAGGGAAGACAUUCCUCAGGCACUUAGAGGCCAAAGAAACGUCAUCUUUGGAAACAUAGAAAAGAUCUACGAAUUCCAUUCCGGAUAUUUUCUUCGCGCUCUCGAGGCCUGUGAAAUGCGCCCUUUCACUGUUGGCUCCAUUUUUCUAAGAUAUGAAAGUCAGUUCUAUCUAUAUGCUCUUUAUAACAAGAACAAACCAAAAUCCGAUGCUCUCAUGUCGGAGUAUGGGUCUGCCUUCUUCCGAGGAAUGCAGCUGGAACUUGAGGAUCGUAUGGAUUUAGCAUCCUACUUGCUGAAGCCAGUUCAACGAAUGGGAAAAUAUGCUCUUAUUUUGAAACAGCUGUUGAAGGAAUGUAGCCGUGGAGAUGAAAAUUACGACGAUCUGAUGGGAGCACAAGAAAUGGUUCAGUUCCAACUACGACAUGGCAAUGACUUGCUCGCAAUGGAUUCCUUGAGGGACUGUGAUGUAAACCUCAAGGAACAAGGUCGACUACUGAGACAAGGGGAGUUCGUCGUGUGGGAAGGAAGUAGAGCAAAAAAAUCUGUCAGGCAUGUGUUCCUAUUUGAAGACUUGAUCCUCUUCAGUAAGAGCAGACGGGAUCCUGAGAAGAAGACCCUGGAUAUAUUUCAGUAUAAGCAUAGUAUGAAGAUGACAGAUAUAGGUUUGACAGAACAAGUCGGAGACAGCUCUACUAAAUUUGAAAUAUGGUUCAGAAAGAGAAAGCCUUCAGACACUUACCUCCUCCAAGCUCCCAAUACAGAAGUCAAGGAAUCUUGGACUGAAGAAAUUUCCAAGUUGUUGUGGCGUCAAGCCCUGCGGAAUAGAACAAUGAGGUUACAUGAGAUGUCGUCAAUGGGAAUUGGUAACAAGCCUUGCUUGGAUAUAAGACCAAGUGAAGAUCAGAUCAGUGAUAGGUCAAUCAGCAUUAACCAGUUGAAUAAAGCACCACGUCUUCGCACUGGAUCAAUUUCGACAAUCGGUGAAACUAACGGAGUAGGAAAACGACCCCAUUCUAUAAUCUCUGUGAGUUCAUCGUCAGCCUCAUCAUCAGCUUCCUCAGCCUCCUCGGUUCAUUCCUCCGCCGUCUGUCCAACUUACGUGGGGACUCUGAAUUUGGGGUUUGAACCUGGAGAUUCCCCACGAGCUUUGCAUCGUUCAGUUACCCGUACCAGUCAGUGCUCUGCAGAGAGUGGAAUCCUAGCAGACAUGUACUCUGGUGGAGAUGAAGAUGCCCAGUCACAUCGCAGAGUUGAGAGGUCUAAUUCAACUGUAACAACAAUUUCAGUGGAUUCUGCCCUUUCACCAGUUUCUUCAACUUCGCCUAUCUCGCCUACUUCCCUUACCUUACCUUCUUCUCUCACUACUAUUUCAAAUAUAAAGCCUUCUGAUGUCAUUUAUGAAGCCCCUUCAGCACAAUCAGUGCCUAAAGAGUCUCCUGCCAAGACACUUCUUACAACAGAGGUUUAGUAAGGAGGAACAAAGGCCAAAAAUUCAGAAGCAAAAUUGAACAAAGUCGUUAGGGUUACUAUGUAUUUAUUGAUAGCUCAUAUGUACAAAGAUUAUAUCUGUUAUAAUAAUUAUAUUAUAUUAGCGAUUAUAUUUUGUAAAUAUAUUGGCAGUGAAGCAUAUAUUUUUAGUCACCAACUUGUCAUAGCAAGACCCACCAGCGCUUAAAUUGCUAAGUCGGCUUUUAUAUAUGUAGAGUAGUGAUGCCAAAUUUUCCCUUAUUAUCUUACCAUAACUACAGUAUUUUAUUAUGAGUUUACAUAUAUAUAUACACAAGUCAUAUGGUACCUGCUUGUGAUGCUCCUAUAUCAUGAAUUGGUCUGGUGAUGUCCAGAAUAACUUAACUCGACUGUCUUCCAUAUAGCACCAUGUAGUGUGACGUAGAUCUUUUGGACCGUUCUUCAGGAAACGUAUAAAUAGUAUCAAGAGACAUAACAAUUCAUUAGGUGAAUUGCUGUUGUCGGAUCCGUAGUGUUUAUGGUGCUAUGCUGUGUUACUAAGACUUUUUUCCCCCCUUUUCUGGCUUCGUAUUAUUUAUAUACAAAGUUAAUUCUGCUUUGUAUUAACACAUUUACUGACAUGUUAUAGUUCAGUUCAAUCUUCAUCAGUUUUGAACAGUUUAGUUCCUAUAAGUGUUAGGAAUGUGUAAAGGCAUUUUCUUUCGUUUUGUAUCUACAGCAGUUGCUACAUGUUUGCUGAUACAUGUUGCUGUACAAUUUUUUAAAUAUCUUACAAUUCUGAGCUUUAAUUGCAAUCUUCAUCAUCAUUUUCAAUGCAGUGAUCAAGAUCAGAUGCUGGAAUCUUGUAAUAAUAGUAGUUUUUGAGUCAGUAUAAAAAAGAAAUUAAGAUAUUUUCUAAUGUAUAAUAGUUAGCUAACUUGGUUGUCCUGUUUUUCACUGCUGUUUCCAAUUUUAGUGAUUGACUGCAUGACAUCCCACACUGUACCUUGCAUCUUGUAAAUAUAUUUUAUUUUGAUAUUUUGUGUAAAACUUAUAUACUAUGAUAUCGACACUGAUGAAAUUUUUUCGUGUCAGUCAUUGUAUGCAACACAAACUUUGAGAGUACUUUUCUUGAAUGUUUAUGCAACAAAAACAUUUUACUGUGCCACAGUUUCAGUUGAUCCGUGUUUACAUGUACUAUAUUUCUACUGUACCAUAGUUUCCAACUUGUUUAUAUUUUUUCUACUUCUCCUUGUAAAUAAAAAUUGUUUUCUUUUAUGAUUAUUCUUUUCCACUAUCACUAAAUAAAGUCUUAUAAUUAU